GGGACCUCCGCCUGUCUCUGCUGCUCUCCCAGCUGGUGGGCAGCCAGGAGGUCCGGGAGCUGCUGGCCCUGCAGUUGGCCGACUGGCACCAGCUCCAAGCGGACGUCUUCAUCCGGGACGAGCGGCUGCGCAUCUUCUGCCUCCUGGCUGGCAAGCCGGUGUGGCAGUUGUCCGAGAAGAGGACCAUCAACGUCUGCUCCCAACUGGACUGGAAACGCUCCUUGGGCAUCCACCUGUGGUUCCUGCUUCCUUCCACGGCCCCCCUCUCCAAGGCCCUCAGCAUGUACGAAGCUGCCUUCCAGCUCAAGUACGCGCUACAAAGAAUGCGGGAAAGGGCCGUGCGGGAGCUGCUGAGUCGCCACUGCAAGCUGCUGGAGUUGCCGGAGUCCCGGAACAAGGAGGCCUUCCUGACGGAGAAGCUGUGCGUGCCCCCGGCGUGGAUCUACGAGGCGAAGGCCUUGUGGGCCAGGAGGGAGGGCGACAGCGCCCGCGAGGCCCUCUACCUCUUCAAGGCUGGCCACUGGAACCAGUGCCACCAGCUGGUGGUCAGGCACUUGGCCUCCGACGCCAUUAUCAACGAGAACUACACCUACCUGAAGGGAUUCUUGGAAGACCUGUCCAGUCCUGAGCGCUGCAGCCUCAUUCAGGGAUGGGACACCGCCGGGCUGGUCUUCUUGGACUACCUCCAGGUCAUCGAGAUGGUCAACAGAAUUCAGCAGCUGGACUGUACCGGGUACGAACUGGAGGAGCUGCACUCCAAGGUGAUCUCCCUCUGCAGCAGGAUAGAGCUGGUCCAGUGCCACAGCGCCAAGGACAGGUUGGCUCAGUCAG
Protobothrops mucrosquamatus (brown spotted pit viper) is the source of this 831-nucleotide messenger RNA. Its product is annotated as nuclear pore complex protein Nup98-Nup96-like. NCBI's taxonomy places the organism in Eukaryota, Metazoa, Chordata, Lepidosauria, Squamata, Viperidae. The record is from RefSeq and is a predicted model, not a curated record. The annotation marks the transcript as partial. The transcript has 6 exons.